UUCUCGCAGGUGCGGUUAGUCGUGUUUCGACGGAGGCGAAGAAAGUUAUUGCGGCGCAGUUUUCCGUUUCGGUGUAGUGCUGAGUGAAUGAGUGCUAUAAUACGAUUAAGGUUGAUCUGAAUUUUAAAAUCAACCUGUAUAAAAGAUAGAAAUCAAAUUCCAAAAUAAAUAAGAAAACAGUGAACAAUGAAAGAUUCAAUGACAGUCAUAACCCCUUCACCAACUGCCGCUAGUGGUCAACAGCAAAAAAUGUCUCAUUUAAAGCCGAAUCGGUCGCGUUUUAUGAUUAACGAUAUUCUAGCUGGUAGUGCCGCCGCUGCCGCUGCCGUCGAGGCGGCCAAUGCAGCCAGUGUAGCGGCGGCUGCUGCAUUCUAUAAACAACAACAACAACAAAAGCAAAAUAUAAACAAUAACAAUCACAGUGGUAACAAUAACGGAGGUCAAAUUGCGUAUAUCCAGCCUUCACAUCAGUCACUCGAAUCUUCAAUGUCCAUGCAGCAGUCUCCGUCCGCACCAGCGCCACUAACUCUCCACUCGGCCCAUCUGCAACUUCAACCACAAAUACAUCAUUCACGAGUCCCCCCUCCACAUAAUUUAAUUCCGUUACAUACUCAAACGCCCGUAACUGCUGGGACGGCCGUUGCCGGCGCUGCACAUAAAAUUCAUUUUCCCGUCGGUGCCACACAAAUCGGCUCAAAUGGCCUCAAUGUGGCUCAAUAUGCGGCUGUGAUGCAACAGCAUUAUGCCAGCGCUGCCGCCGCCGCACGGGAACUUGAUAACAAUAGUGACUACCAGGAUAAUGAGGAUUGCGAUAGUGAAGUCGGGAGUGGCGGCCACCAGGACGACAACAGUGUUUGUAGUAAUGGCGCUAAAGACGAGGAUGGCAGUAGCAUCAAGAGUGGAUCCAUCAAUGAAGCUCAUAGUUUGAGUAAAAAGCAACGUAAAGCACGCACCGCUUUCACGGAUCACCAAUUGCAAACCCUUGAAAAAUCGUUUGAAAGGCAAAAAUAUUUAAGUGUGCAAGAGCGACAGGAACUCGCACACAAGCUUGAUCUAAGUGACUGCCAAGUUAAAACUUGGUAUCAAAAUCGUCGUACAAAAUGGAAACGACAGACUGCGGUUGGUUUGGAACUGCUGGCUGAAGCAGGAAACUUUGCAGCUUUUCAGCGACUCUAUGGGGGAACCCCUUAUUUGGGCGCAUGGUCUUAUCCAGGUGCACAGGCGCCACAUGGUGCCCCUACGCCGUCGAGUAUUGACUUGUACUAUCGCCAAGCAGCAGCCGCAGCCGCAAUGCAAAAACCUCUUCCCUACAAUUUGUACGCCGGAGUUCCUAACGUAGGAUCACUUUCUGGACUGCCCGUUUCUGCUACAGCACCGUUUUCGCAUCUCUCCGCUUCCAGUUCGUUAUCUUCAUUAAGCAGCUACUACCAGAGCGCAUCGGCGGCAGCAGUGGCUGCGGUAGCUGGUACAUCUGCAUCUAGUUGUAUUCCUGUCGACAAGCCAAUCGCUUCACCACCAUUGUCGGUCACGGCAACAGUACCAUCACCUGUAUCUCAAAAUAAUGCGACGAUAGAUCGGAGGUGCUCGUCAAAUUCUCCCACGCAAAAAUCACCUCUAAGACAUAUUGACUUGGCUCGCUCUCCCAGUCCCACUCUAAAUCCAGGAAGCCCACCUGGUCGAUCAGGAAACAGCUCACAGGUGCAGUCUGAUGACGAGGAUCAAAUUCAAGUAUCAGUUUGAAAUUAAGAUACAUACCAAAUAACAAAGUAGUGGAAAUCUCAACACAUUCAUAUAUGUAUGUAUAGUGCUUAUCAUAACUGCAUGGUGCAUUUUCCUUCCUAUAAAAAAAUUAGCAAACAUACUUCGUAUGGAAGAAAAUUAUUGACAUCGACAACAAAAAAAAUUCCUAAAAUCAUCGUUGUAGCGCCUUCUAGCUUGCAUUCAAUUUAGAACUGAAUGGGUUGCCAAAAAACUUUCUAAAAAUUCGGAGUAAAAAAAGCUAAACUUUGAGUUUAUCAGUUCGUCGGAAUAUUUUUUAUGUUUUUUUUUUUUGAUGUCUGUGACCGCAUAAUUUUGGACCAUGUCAAUCGACUUCCAUACUGGUUUAGAUCCAAUCAUGGGAUCAUGAAAUACAUAUAUUUAUAUAUAUAUUUAUAUAUGCGAAUUGAAGUCGGUUUUGUUUUUUCCUUAAAAAUUAUCUACUUGUUUUUUACUUUUGUACGAAGUUUAAAACUCCGAUUUAUGUACGUAUAUAUGUGUUUUUUUUUAUAGAAUUAAAAAAAUAGUUAAAAUUAACUAAUAAAAAUAAGUAGUCAAAACCUGCCAAUAUCUGAGUAUCGUAUAGUAAUGAUAAGCACUAUUUAUGUACAUUAGGCUGGGUCGAUUUUGUAUGGGGAAAGAUAUAAGUUAUUUAAUCAGAUUGCAAUAGUGAUAUUAUAUUUUCAUAAGUCUAAGCAAAUAAUAAUUUACUAUAAGGAAUUAAAAUAAGUCAUAUGUAUCUUUAGCCUGCGCAUUUGAGUCAAAGUUUUGGAAAUUUUUGAAAAAACAUUUUUGAUUUGUGUGUUUUAUUAAUAUAUGUAUGUAAUAUAUGUAGAUUAAAUUCGUCAAAAUUAAAAAAGUGGAAAAUUCGGUAACUUAAUUUUUAGUGUACCCGUAGUGAAAAAAUCUUUCCUUUUGACCGCAAAAUUUCCCUAGUAAAAGACUAUUAGAUGCUUGCCAAAACGGAUGAAUAGUAGCUUAAUCAAAUUAUUAUUGCUAAAAAGUCGAGGUUUUAUUAUGUCAUUGCCCAGCAUAAAGUAUCCACAGCAAAUCGAAAAAUUUAUCCAAAUCUAUUUAACGAAAAUAGGAAGCAAUUUUUAUGCACCGCAUAGGAAGAGAGGCCAUUCGUUGGUUGAAACUUCGACAACGUCUUUUGCUGGGAACGCAUUUUUUGACUUAUUUCUGUUAGUUUGGUCUUUGUUGGUGGUCUUUCGCAACCGCUGAUUUAUAGCAAUUUUGUUAUAUACGAGUGCAGUUAAUAUUUUUAACAUAAACUUUGUAAUGUACUUCCCGUCUUCAUUUUCAUCUUAAGUCUAAUGUCAAACAUCUGUUUGAUAUUUUAACUAUUGAUUGAAUUGGCAAACUUCUUACAGCAGCGCUUCUUUACUUGGCGCUUCGUUACUUGAGGCUUGGGCACUUUCGUUGCUUAACAAACCAAAAUAGGUAUACAUACGUAAAACUGCCAAGCAACGAGCUCGGUGUGAAGACCCCUAUAAAAAGUCAAGGCUACGUUGUAUAUGUACAUACAUAUGUACAUACUGCAAUGGUCAGAUAAAUGUUACCAUUGUUAAAAUUUAUUGAAUUCGCAUCAUUUUCGAUACAAGUUUCCUCCAAGCCAUAUGGUUUGACUGUUAGUCCCAGUUUUCAAUAUGACUCUGAGCCAUGACUUAAGGCGCAGAUUAAAUGGGUGUUACUUAUAUUUGGAUAGGUGAAACCUAACGUUACUUAAUGCUACGUCGAAGUCUGUUUCAUUUUGAUUUUCUAAAUUCUAAGUUUAUUUAAGUUGCCACAGUCACAUAUUAAGGCUGCGUUGAUGUUUUGGGACUAUGUAAAUAAUUAUGCGGUUUCAAUGCCGUAUGUACAUAAGUGUAUUGAAAAAGUCUAUUGUAAAAACAAAACUUGCUUUUAAAAUAGCAGAAUCCGCGGUUAACCAAAUUGUUAUAAAAACCAUAUUUGAUUGGGUGGGGGGAGGGGGGUUUCCCAACUGAAUGUGAAAUAACACAAAUUUACUUUAUUUUCUUUCUCGUUGAGCAAUA
Rhagoletis zephyria (snowberry fruit fly) is the source of this 3794-nucleotide messenger RNA. Its product is annotated as homeobox protein B-H1-like. Lineage: Eukaryota; Metazoa; Arthropoda; Insecta; Diptera; Tephritidae. Gene Ontology annotation, cellular component: nucleus. Gene Ontology annotation, molecular function: DNA-binding transcription factor activity, RNA polymerase II-specific; RNA polymerase II cis-regulatory region sequence-specific DNA binding. Gene Ontology annotation, biological process: cell differentiation; regulation of transcription by RNA polymerase II. The record is from RefSeq and is a predicted model, not a curated record.